AUGUUGCGCUUGCCUCGUGUUGUUCGUCAAACUCUCACCCUUCAGAAGAGCCACCAGCUAUCAAGAUUUUAUGCUAAAGAUGUGAGGUUUGGUGCUGAUGUAAGAGCUCUCAUGCUCCAGGGCGUCGAUAUCCUCGCCGAUGCAGUAGCGGUUACCAUGGGCCCUAAAGGUAGGAACGUCAUAUUGGAACAGUCCUGGGGUUCACCUAAAAUAACCAAAGAUGGUGUAACUGUUGCGAAAGGUGUGGAGUUGAAAGACAAAUUUCAGAAUAUUGGUGCCAAACUUGUACAGAAUGUAGCAAAUAACACCAAUGAAGAAGCCGGUGACGGCACCACCACAGCCACGGUCCUCGCCCGCGCUAUUGCCAAAGAAGGUUUCGAAAAGAUUUCCAAAGGUGCCAAUCCGAUUGAAAUUCGCCGAGGGGUCAUGAUGGCGGUAGACGCUGUUAAAGAAAAGUUGAAGAACAUGUCCAAGCCGGUUACCACACCUGAGGAGAUCGCACAGGUCGCGACAAUCUCUGCUAACGGCGACCUCGCCAUUGGUAAACUCAUCGCCGACGCCAUGAAGAAGGUUGGACGUGACGGCGUCAUUACAGUGAAGGACGGCAAGACUUUAUACGACGAACUUGAAGUCAUCGAAGGUAUGAAAUUCGAUAGAGGUUAUAUUUCACCUUACUUCAUCAACUCGUCCAAGGGGGCCAAAGUCGAGUUCCAGGACGCUCUAGUUCUGUUCUCUGAGAAGAAAAAUCAGCAAUGUGCAGACUAUCAUUCCUGCUUUGGAACUCGCGAACAGCCAAAGGAAGCCACUAGUCAUUAUAGCUGA
This is a messenger RNA of Danaus chrysippus (African queen), 822 nucleotides long. The record is from the annotation of a GenBank genome assembly. Lineage: Eukaryota; Metazoa; Arthropoda; Insecta; Lepidoptera; Nymphalidae.